Messenger RNA from Heterocephalus glaber (naked mole-rat), 2239 nucleotides. RefSeq names its product retinoid isomerohydrolase RPE65 (gene Rpe65). Lineage: Eukaryota; Metazoa; Chordata; Mammalia; Rodentia; Bathyergidae. Gene Ontology annotation, molecular function: retinol isomerase activity; all-trans-retinyl-ester hydrolase, 11-cis retinol forming activity; beta-carotene 15,15'-dioxygenase activity. Gene Ontology annotation, biological process: zeaxanthin biosynthetic process; retinal metabolic process. The record is from RefSeq and is a predicted model, not a curated record.
AAUGGGAGACGGGGAGUGGGCGUCAGAAACUCCCGGGGUCCGGGCGACUCAGCCCAGCCUCGCCCCGAGCCUCUCCUUCCGCUCUAAUCCGCAGGUCUCUGGAGCGCAGCCAGGGAGCUGUGCAUGGCUCGCGCUGCGCCUCGGAGGCUCUGACCUCAAAGCCCCUCCGUUCCCCGCCCCCCUCCCCACCCCCGCUUCCGUGCAGGGCGGACCGGGAAGGCCACAAAAGCCCGGCUGAGGACCCGCUGCCCGCCCAGCCGAGCUGCUGCCCGCACUCCCUCCUCUCCAAGGAUGUCUCUCCGAGUUGAGCACCCCGCUAGUGGAUACAAGAAACUGUUCGAAACUGUGGAGGAACUGUCCUCGCCACUCACAGCUCAUGUGACAGGCAGGGUCCCCCUCUGGCUCACUGGCAGCCUCCUCCGGUGUGGACCAGGACUCUUCGAAGUAGAGUCUGAGCCUUUCUACCAUCUGUUUGAUGGGCAAGCUCUUCUGCACAAGUUUGACUUCAAAGAAGGCCAUGUCACCUACUACAGACGGUUCAUCCGCACUGAUGCUUACGUCCGUGCCAUGACUGAGAAAAGAAUUGUCAUAACUGAAUUCGGUACCUACGCUUACCCAGAUCCCUGCAAGAAUAUAUUUUCCAGGUUUUUUUCUUACUUUCGAGGAGUGGAGGUUACGGACAAUGCCCUUGUAAAUGUCUACCCAGUGGGGGAAGAUUACUAUGCCUGCACAGAGACUAACUUCAUUACCAGGAUUAAUCCAGAGACCUUGGAGACAAUCAAGCAGGUUGAUCUUUGCGACUAUGUCUCGGUCAAUGGAGCCACCGCUCACCCCCACAUAGAAAACGAUGGGACCGUUUAUAACAUUGGUAAUUGCUUUGGGAAAAAUUUUUCCAUUGCCUAUAAUAUUAUCAAGAUCCCUGCGCUGCAAGCAGACAAGGAAGAUCCAAUAGGCAAGGCAGAGAUCAUUGUACAGUUCCCCUGCAGUGACCGGUUCAAGCCAUCUUACGUGCACAGCUUUGGUCUGACUCCCAACUAUAUCGUUUUUGUGGAGACACCAGUGAAAAUCAACCUGUUCAAGUUCCUGUCCUCCUGGAGUCUGUGGGGGGCCAACUACAUGGACUGCUUUGAGUCCAAUGAAACCAUGGGGGUUUGGCUUCAUGUCGCUGACAAAAAAAGAAGAAAGUACCUCAAUAAUAAAUACAGAACCUCUCCUUUCAACCUCUUCCAUCAUAUCAACACCUAUGAAGACUCUGAGUUCCUGAUUGUAGAUCUCUGCUGCUGGAAAGGAUUUGAAUUUGUUUAUAAUUACUUAUAUUUAGCCAAUUUACGUGAGAACUGGGAAGAGGUGAAAAAAAAUGCCAGCAAAGCUCCUCAACCUGAAGUUAGGAGAUACGUACUUCCUCUGAAUAUUGACAAGGCUGACACAGGCAAGAACUUAGUCACGCUGCCCAACACAACAGCCACUGCCACCCUGUGCAGCGAUGAGACGAUCUGGCUAGAACCUGAGGUCCUCUUCUCAGGGCCUCGCCAAGCAUUUGAGUUUCCUCAAAUCAAUUACCGGAAGUACAGCGGGAGACCUUACACAUUCGCAUACGGACUUGGCUUGAAUCACUUUGUUCCAGACAGGCUCUGUAAGCUGAAUGUCAAAACUAAAGAAACCUGGGUGUGGCAGGAGCCAGAUUCCUACCCAUCAGAGCCCAUCUUUGUGUCCCACCCAGACGCCUUGGAAGAAGAUGAUGGGGUGGUUCUGAGUGUGGUGGUGAGCCCUGGGACCGGACAGAAGCCCGCCUCUCUCCUGAUUCUGAAUGCCAAGGACCUGAGUGAAGUGGCCAGGGCUGAAGUGGAGGUUAAUAUCCCUGUCACCUUUCAUGGACUGUUCAAAAAGGUCUGAGCGUAUUCAAGCCUGAGCAUAUUUCUGGUGAAAAAGGAAACCUGAAAACCAGCUUCAAGCCUGCAGUCUAACUCUACUCAAUUUUAUCUUCCUGCACAGCAUGGUUUUAACUUGCACAAAUUUUACACUGCUGUACAGAAAGUACUGGCUGAGUUAAACAAGCAAUUCCUUUUUUAACAGUAUAUAUUUAGAUAAUAGUGCUUUCUCUGCAGCAUAGCUCAUAACUGAAAACUUCUUUUAAAUACCUAGCAAUCAAAUAAGAAAUGGAUGUGGCCUUAUUAAACUGCUUUUUAUUCCUGUUAUAAAACUGUAUUUAUAUAACUGUCUGCUGUAAUUUUUUUAACAU